Molecule: messenger RNA, 8071 nt
Organism: Schistocerca serialis cubense
Lineage: Eukaryota; Metazoa; Arthropoda; Insecta; Orthoptera; Acrididae
Gene: Galphas
Product: guanine nucleotide-binding protein G(s) subunit alpha
Exons: 11
Coding region: 245-1384 (379 amino acids)
Biological process (GO): sensory perception of chemical stimulus; adenylate cyclase-activating dopamine receptor signaling pathway
Cellular component (GO): heterotrimeric G-protein complex
Molecular function (GO): G-protein beta/gamma-subunit complex binding; GTP binding; G protein-coupled receptor binding
Source: RefSeq, a predicted model, not a curated record
AGCUCUGUCUCAGUGUUGUGCGAAUUUCGUCUUACGUAAAGGUCUAAAUAAACUAUGUUUUUAGCGAUUUCGUGAUGGAUGACAAGUGUCGGAAUGUGUAUGCAGAUAUGUGUCGUUAAGUGUAUUGUGAAGUGCGUGAACCAUUAAAGCCUGCAAAAUAGGGAAUAUCUUUUUAAACGCGAGGUAGGGCGAGACCCAUCGGUGCUGCCUACCCACCAUAUUUCUUGAUAACUGGCCUGAUGCCAUGGGUUGUUUUGGUAGCGGAGGCUCAAAAGCGGACCAAGAAGAACGAAAAAUUUUAAGUGAACGAAAUAAAAAGAUAAACGCACAACUCCAAAAGGAUAAACAAGUGUAUAGAGCAACGCACAGGUUAUUAUUACUAGGUGCCGGAGAAUCAGGGAAAAGCACAAUAGUGAAGCAGAUGAGGAUAUUGCAUGUCAAUGGCUUUAGUGAAGAAGAGAAGAGGCAGAAAAUAGAAGACAUCAAGAAGAAUAUUCGAGAUGCGAUAUUAACCAUAACCGGCGCGAUGAGCACGCUGACGCCGCCCAUCCAGCUCGAGAAUCCCUCCAACCAGCACCGGGUCGACUACAUCCAGGACGUCGCCUCGCAGCAUGACUUCGACUACCCGCCGGAGUUUUACGAGCACACGGAGAUCCUAUGGAAGGACCGGGGAGUACAGGCGUGUUACGAGCGCUCCAACGAGUACCAGCUGAUCGACUGCGCCAAGUACUUCUUGGACAAAGUUCACAUAAUUAAGCAGCCCAACUACACACCCACUGAACAAGACAUUCUGAGAUGUCGUGUCUUAACUUCUGGUAUCUUUGAAACAAGAUUUCAAGUGGAUAAAGUCAAUUUCCAUAUGUUCGAUGUUGGAGGACAGAGAGACGAAAGGCGGAAGUGGAUACAGUGUUUCAAUGAUGUUACCGCAAUCAUAUUUGUUACUGCAUGCAGCAGUUACAACAUGGUACUGCGUGAAGAUCCUACCCAGAACAGGUUGCGCGAGAGCCUUGACCUGUUUAAAAGCAUUUGGAACAACAGGUGGUUACGGACAAUAUCUGUGAUCCUGUUCCUGAAUAAGCAGGACCUACUGGCAGAGAAAAUCAAAGCCGGGAAGUCUAAGCUGGAAGAAUACUUCGCUGACUUCGCACAGUACCCUACCCCUACGGAUGCAAUGGCAGAACCAGGGGAAGAUCCAGAAGUUAUUCGGGCCAAGUACUUCAUUCGGGAUGAAUUUUUACGUAUCAGUACAGCAAGUGGAGAUGGCAAGCACUAUUGUUACCCACAUUUUACAUGUGCUGUAGACACUGAAAACAUCCGGCGUGUGUUCAAUGACUGUCGUGAUAUAAUUCAACGGAUGCACCUUCGCCAAUAUGAGCUCUUGUGAUGCCUGUCACUGGCUUCAGCUUUAGGUAAUAUGUUUUUGGACUACGUCCAGGUGUUACUGUACUGUUGAAAGUCAGUAGGGUGAAGAGCAGUGGUUUGUGGGAGGGUCACGUGGGAGAUCCCACUCUGAUUGCCAGCGAGAAAAUUUAAGGGAAACACUGUAAAACUGAAAUGUGGACUAAAGUUUAAACUUAUAACUAGCCAAAGCAUUUAUAAGUACAGUAUAUAUGUGUAUAUUGCCAGGAUGUAACAACUAAUGAAGUGAAGCCAAUAUUAAAAAUAUAUAUAAAUAUACAUAUAUAAAUAAUGUAAUUGAGUAAAUACGUGCACAAAAUGUUUUCGUCGCCAAAGGAUACUAUUUGCUUGUUGUUGUUCACCCCAAUUUUAUUGUGUAAAUAUUUUUGUUUAAAAAGUUUUAGAAAUGUGAAAAUGAUAUCUUGGCUCUGUUUUUUAUAUUUAUUGUAAUGUAUUCUGCAGAAACUGAAUGGUGGUUGGCAACUAUGGAACUCAGAAUACUUUCACUGUAGUUGUCUUAUAAUUUCUGAAAAAAAGAAAAUAGAAAACUGUGUUACUUGUUAGCGUUUUGGAAGAGUAGCUGUUUUUGGUGUGGCCAACUGUUUUAGGACUAGCUAUGCAGUAUUUGAUUAACAAUUGUGUCAUUGUUUACAUGUCAUUUUGUGUCUAUGUAAGUAAAACUUUUUCUCAUUGUUUCAAAUGUUUUUACACAUUGUGAAGUAGCUGUGGUAUUUCUUGUCUCUUUUUUUUAAAUUUUAUUACUAUUCUUUUAUAUACAAAAGGUCCAGUGGCAUAAUGUGUUUUAAAGUAGUGUAUUGUCAGAUUUGACAAAUGCCCCCCCUCGAAAUUUGUAGCUGUAAAUGUGGCACAUCAGUUAUUUUCAAAACUAAUGUUGUUUUCUUAUAUUAGUGUAAAACUUUGCUCUUUUAAAUCCUCACUUCAACUUUAGUGUUCCUGGAAACUGUUGUAGGUAGAGGCUGAACAUUUGUGCAGUUUCAGUCAGACACUCAGAGUAGCUCCAUCUGAAUAGGGAGUGGGGGAAUUCCAAAUAUCUGGCCACCACAUUCUCGGAGUAGUGUUGCUUCCUCAUAUGUUGCAUGUAGGGUGAUGCAUCUAUCCAUUUAGUUAGUAUUUGACACUCCAAUAAUAUUGAUAAUCUAUUUUUACUUUGAUGAAUAGUCACUAAUGCAUCACACACACACACACACACACACACACACACACACACACACCUUUGCUACUUUCAGAAGCUUUUGAUAUGUUUGUGCACAGUUGUAGAGUGGAAAUAGGAAAUGCUGAUGAAAGUGUGAAGUGCAAGGUCAAGGAAACCAGGAAAAAGUCAUGACAAAUUCACAUUGCAAAUGAUUUUAUUUGAAGGAAUGAAAUUCGUGAUAGUUUGAUGUCAUUUGUAACACACAACAGAAAAACAUUGAAAAAAAUGUAACAAGUUAUAGAAAUGAAAAUGAAGGUGAAGAUGUAAGUGCCAUGCUCCACUUUUGGGGAAUCCAUCAUCACUACUCUUACUUCAAACAGAAAUGAAGAAAAGUAUUUGCAUCACUGAUACAACGAGAAAUAAAAUCCUCUGUAUUUCAACAAACAAUCCUGUUGGAGGAACAUCCACAACUGAGCAUUAUACCAAAGGUCGUAAAUCCUGCUUCAGUUGUAAAGUUCUUUUACUAUCACACAACCGGUUUUGGGCUCUUAUAAGCCCAUCUUCAGGUGUUGUAAGUUGGUACUGUGGCCUCAGAGUGCCACGAUGAACGUGUACUAGGCGCGAUGUGCUACCUAUGAGCACAGAGCAGGGAGUCCCGAAGAUGGGCUUAUAAGAGCCCGAAACCAGUCAUGUGAUAAUAAAAGAACUUUACAACUCAAGUGGGAUUUUCAACCUCUGGCCUCUGUACUUCAUUUCAAGAAUAUAGACCCUGACUAAUAGGUCUUUGUUUUUUCAUCACAUAACUUGUUGGUCAGUGGAAGGUCAGAAGUAUUUCCUAGGAUGGGAACGUCACGUAGAUUGAACCACAUCUUCAACACAACAAACCUGCAGUCUUCAUCAUCAAACUGCUUUAAUCAAAAGUUUGCUUUUCUUUUCUGAGCUGAAACAUAUUUCUGAAGUGAUGGUUAUCUUUCAUUCGCUGUUAUUUAACAACUUGUUAGCCAAGAAAUCCAGAUCUAAUCAAUCACCUUCAUCCUGGAAGGGUUUUUAGCUUUUAACAACGCUAAGCAAUGUUUCUAAUUAUUCUAGUAAAUAUCAAAAAAUUAACGCUCUGAAGCCGAGUAGCUGCAACCAGAAACCAAAAAAAUUUCAUUUCAGCACUUUCAUAUAUGCUUCAAAGCAAGUAACAUCAAAGUCAUUACCAUCAUGUUGUUUUGUUGUGUCCUACACUGGUAUCACACCACAUGAGUAGUGUCUUCUUGCCACUACAUCCUGAACUCAAAACUUUUAAGCAAACAUGACACCUCUUCAUUACCUGCUCUGCCAGUCAUAUUAUCAUGCCAGAUACACAUCAGUCAUGUACCUAAGACAAUAUUUACGCUCAAGUUGGAAUUUUAGAGCUGUCUUGAAUAAAACUUCGUAUCCUGUUUGAGAUUUGGUGUGAACAUAACUCCUGGAGAUCAACCGAACUGUACAGAUUUCACUUAAGGGUAUUUGAUAAGCUAAAGUGUCAUUUUCAAUCAUUUCCUGGGCUCUCCCAGCCUUUACAAGACGUGUCUUCGAUUCAUAUUUUGCAGUCAUUUCCAGUUCCUUCAAUCUUCAUAUACAGCUUAUUGCAUUUUUCACGCCUGUCAGACCAAUUAUGGAAGAGUUAAAAUGUUUUUCUGUAAAAGAAGCAUAUGUAUGACUUACACUAAAGUAUGGGCUAAACUAGUCCUUGCUUGACUUUAAUCUGCCAAAGUGACUUCCUUCUCUGGGGAAAGACUCAGGUUGUGCUUAAUCAAAUUUGUAUGUUCUUCGCUGAACUUCACCGUAUGUGUGUGAGAACUUGUAGUGUGUACGCUAUGUCCUAUACCGACUUCGUAAGUUCUCCCUCCUUUUAUAAGAUAGUCUUCUAGUGUCUGUAGUUGUCAGAUGACAGUACAAAAAAUGUGUUAUUGCGUACUUGACAGUGUCCACCUGGACCAUCGGACACAGUAUAAUGUGUGCUAGCUUGUCCUCUUUAACGUGGCUAAUCAUAUUUACCAUGACUUUUUAUGUCAACAGGAUUACUUUAUUACAGCCCAUUAUGUAUGUACCCUGCUUUUCUUCACAUAUUGACAAAACUGCAUGUAUAGAUGUCCUUGUGUUUGUAUGCAGUGAUUUGCACUUAUAUCUAUGGUUACAUGUAACCUAGAACAAAUAGCUAUAACUAGAAUGAUCAUAUAAAUGAUGAUGAUGAUGAUAAUAACAAUAAAAUAUAACAACACUAAAAAUAAAAAUAUUCCAUGACAAAAUUACCCAAUAUUUUGUUUUAUUUCAUUAUGCCGCACAAUACACAGUUAAAUACUAAUGCUUUAAACAUCAUGCUGUGACGGUUCUUUCUGAACAACAGCUGUCCCUUUGUUACAAAUGGCUAUCCUUGAAUUCCUAGCCCACUAUUCUUCUUUAUGCUUUUAAUCUCGCCUUUCAUUUCAAUGAUAAAGCACUAGCUACAAAAAUUCAUCUCAAAAAUGACUGAAACAAAGUAGAUUCUAUUGUUGCUUGAUGUUUGUAUGAAAAUUAGUGGGAAACAGGUUGUAAUCUGUCUCUACUGCAGUUAUACAUGCUUGGCAAUUUCAGCAUUCCUCAAGCCAUGAACAAAAGGAACUUGCACACUGCCUCAUCUAGUGAACGUGUUUUGAAAUACAAGGAGACUUCUCUGGUACUUCCAAUCUAUCGUAAAUUAUUAGCCAUGGUACAUUCAGUGGUCUAAAGGAAAAAAUGAAAAUUUCCAAUUUUGGCACCUGCAGCAUUUCCUAUUUCCAGUCUUCAAUUAUCUUCAAAUGAUUUCAUGUAUUUGCUUUCCUUUUCAUGCUUAUAGGCAUCUCCUUCUCUCUCUCUCUGUCUCUCUCUGUCUGUCUCUGUCUCUGUCUCUCUCUCUCUCUCUCUCUCUCUCUCUCUCUCUCUCUCUCUCUGUCUCUCUCUCCCAGCUCUUCAUUGUAAAAUAAUCUUUGUGCUGUAGGCUAGACUUUCCUCCACUUCUGGCUUAAGGUACUGACAUGUCAUGUAAUGUUUGUAUAUAUUGUAGCUUGCAUUUCGUCCUUCACUAUUUCAGAAAAAUCAUGAAUACACACAUCCAGUCUCCAUUUUGACAUAUCUAAAAAGUAUUUAUUUUUAUUACAAAUGUAAUAUUUUCAGAUAAAGCACUUUUGCAAGAAUAAUUCUCAAAUAUAUUUAAACUUCAAUGUACCUGCUUCUCUGUAUGACAGGUAAAGUAUUAGAAUGCACGGUGUCCAUCUCCGACAGCUGACUUUUGGCAAAUGACCACCUCAUCCAUUUCCUCAACACCUUUUAUGAUAGUGCUGUAGGUAACUGGAGGAAGCACACUAGUCCAAAGCUACAGUUUACUCACCAGUUAACUAGAUCCACUAAUUAGCUCCUCCAUUUGCUCCAGCCAGAUUCUAAUUUGUUCAUCGCCUCCCAGAUAGUAAAAGGGAUAUCCAGAGAAAAUGCACCACUAGGAAACUUGGAGCUACUUGCCCUUUCAAUGGAUCCACUGACCAGCUCAAGAGAGAACAGUCCUGUAGCUAUGAAUAACACAAUUUGAGUCUUUUUGCACUCUGAAAUAAUCAGUAGAUUCCCACUGUACCUUUUCCAUUAAUGGUUCAUGCUUCAUCUUUUAAAGUGCCUUUCAGAAAUGAAAUUUUUAAGUUUAAUUUUGUUUGUAAACUCUGCUCUUUCAUAUGAGAACAAUCCCUCCAAUAAAAACACAAAGUAGUUUAUCACCACAGCUGUUUACUUACUAUUGUAUUUAUUCAUAUGCUCUUGUUGCACAAAAAUUAUUUUCAUACUCAUUCAAUCAUUGUGCAAUACAGAGUGCUCUAUACAUGCCAUGAGUCAUUGCUUUUGUUCAGUCCAGAACAGUAAAUUGAAUGCCUAUGGGCAUUGAUUACCUGAGCACAAACAGAGUUUAUGCUUUGUCCUGUGGUUAAUUUAUUUUACAUGCUGCAUUAUGGCUAUUUUAGUAUAAUAACAGUGUUUAAUAAAACUGGAAUCUCAUAAUAUUUGGUGCUGUGUAAAUGGUGGAAAUAUCCACAACUCUUCUGCAUAAUAUUAUUUUCAAGAUUUAUUCACGUACAUGAUUCAUCUCUGCGGAAACACAGCCCUUGGAAGUCCUAUCAUGUUGUUUCUGAAACAUUAAUAAAAGCACAUCAUCAUAUUGUUUAACAUGAUGAUAUAUGAGAUUUUAGUCACCUGCAUGAUCUGUUGGAAAAAUAGUACAUACUUCAUGUAGAAUUGCAGUGACUAUUGGCAACUGCUUCUGUUAGUGUUACAUAUAGUAUUAGAAAAUAAUUGAAAACAUUCUUAGAGAAUGUUUUAUUAGAUGGAAAUUGCAGUUUGUUCACCUUUACUGCCAAAGUUUUCUUUUUUUCUGGAUUGGUUCUCAGUUUAGAUAAAAAUCUACUUCGGUGGAAGUGGUGUAUGAUGCUUCCUCGUGUUAGACUCAUUAUUUCAAACGUAAUAUUUUUCUGGAAAACACAUGCCUCAAUUUGGAUCAAACCCCACUGCCAUCCUCCUUCGAUUUGUGAUGAAUGGGUCAUGUCAUUUAUCCAACUGGUCUCAGAUAUUACUGCAGGUAACAUGUUUAAGUUACCAGUAUAAAUACUGGCCUUGUGUACAUGUAAUGUAUUGAAUAUGCUGAUACAGGAUUUUUAAUGACGCAUGAUGGAGCUCAUUUUAUAAGCACAAAAAAAGUUAUUAUUUCAGUAUACAGUUAUGCUACUGGACUUUAAACUCAGCACAAUAUUUAUCAAACUUUUUUUGCAGUGCCACCAGUUGCAAAUGUAACUAUGUAUUAAUCAGAUGCUCUGAAAGAGUAAAAUGUUCCAGUAGAAACUGAGCUCAUGUAUUUGGUGGAAACGGAAUUAGCAAAACUGCUGUAUGCAGGAUACUGCUCAUCAAUUUGCUGAAUCAAAUAUUGUAUUGUUUUUGUGAUUUGGUCUCUUUUGGAAAUGACUGUUGCAUAUAAGAUCAGUACAAAACUUGCAACUGCAGUUGUUAAGGAAGAAAUGUUGUGUUAUUGUGUCUAGAUCUUUUAUUUAUACAAUUGUCUGUUGAAUGCAGAGGACUUGCAAUUGAUCUGAGAUGUACUACAACUUUGUCUGGAGCAUAUUUUAUCCCCUACCAAGAGCCCAGUUGUAGAGUAAGAGCUCAUUUGUACAAGAGAAGCAGAGAUCUAUUCUUUGUCUGUCUGCUUAGUGUGUGUGUGUGUGUGUGUGUGUGUGUGUGUGUGUGUGUGUGUGAGAGAGAGAGAGAGAGAGAGAGAGAGAGAGAGAGAGGUGGUGAUAAUUAUCUGCAUUUUGAAAGUUGGUGUAUGCAUGUCGAGAGAGGAAUGUUUUAAAUAAUCCUAAAUGUCUUUUAAUAAUUUGAUUGUGAAAUGUACGUAUAACAAUAGAAAUUAUAUCUAUAUAUGUAUAUUAAAUUUGUAAAGCAAAGAGAAUUAUAUCUAUAUAUAUAUUAUAUAUUUGAAGACAGAAAUAUAUACAUUUUAUGUUGCUA